AUUCGAUGCUCUGUAUCACCCUCUGAAACCUCUUUACCGCAAGAUGAUACAUCUAAACAAAUGUCAAAAAACGCAUCUGAUACCGAUUCAAAUUCUGGCGUAUGUCAGAAGUCGAAGACUCGUAAAUCAUUGGAAGGUGAGGAGAUUAUUCAGGCCAUUAAAGAAAAGAAACUUCGGGAUCAAGACUUAUCUUCUAUUAAUCAAGACCAAACUAGAAAAGACACGUAUAUUUCGAAUCAGGAAUCUCCUCCUAUUGUUCAGGUACGAAAAGCAGAGUUUCAUUCUUCUGAAGUAAAAAUACCAUACAAUCAGAAAAUAGAGCAGGGUAUAAUUCAAGAAGUAAUCCUAUUUAUUCAAAAAGAAAAAAUACUUACCUCAUUAACCAAUACUCCUAAAACUCAAGAUAGCGAUAUAGAAGUGAGUGAAGAUAAAAAUGGACGUGAGCUAGCUCGAUUAUUUUCCGAUGCUGAAAUUGCAGAAGGAAAAACAAUAAAGGCUAAGCAGAAAGAAAUCAUAUGUUGGUGUACUUAUAGAAAAUCGUACCAAAACACUGUUGCUGAAAUUCGAACUAAAACUGGUGUCAGUGAGAAAACCGCAAAGAAAGUUAAAGGUAUAGGUAUUGAUAAAGUUUACGGAAUUUCAUACGGAACAAGAAGUAUAUCAGAAUUAACCGAUACCCAAAUUUUAAAUAUUAUAAAUCGUAUAGCAUCAAUCGUGACCAAAAAUAAGGAAAAUGGUCACGAUCAAAAUUAUGUGACUACAGAAACCAAGAAAACCUUGUCUGAAGCAGAG
Messenger RNA from Diversispora eburnea, 792 nucleotides. Lineage: Eukaryota; Fungi; Glomeromycota; Glomeromycetes; Diversisporales; Diversisporaceae. The record is from the annotation of a GenBank genome assembly.